AUCACACAGAAGCGCGACUGAAGAAGGGAGUCGGUGCGGAUCUUAACCAGCAGUGUCCGCUCCUCAACGAGCCCAUCACACUCACCCAGAGGAAUCUCUCGGAAGAGAUGGCUCGUUUUAAUGGCACAAACUGUACUGACCAUGACCUGUGCGGCGCAAACUCAACAGUCAGAGGGGUCCAGAUGGCAGCUACCUUGCUCAUCUUCCUGGUUGGCGUGCCUCUGAACGGUGUGGUGGUGUGGGCUCUUGGACACCCCCAUCGGCGCUCUCUGGCGCGCCGGGGCAGCAGCGAAGGAACAGGUACUGCCAGCAGCUUCCGCACUUACGUGCUGAACUUGGCUUUGGCUGACUUGGUGCUGCUGCUGCGGACGCCCCUCAUGUUAGGCUAUCUGGCCCAUAACAACAGCUGGCCAUUUGGCUUGACCUUCUGCCGCGUGACAGUGUUCCUGCGAGGUCUGGGCCUGUACGCCUCAGCCUUCCUCCUCUGCGCUGUGGCCCUGGAGCGAUGCCUCUGCCUGUUGAGGCCGGUGUGGGCGCGACUGCGCCGCCCCCACUGGGCCGUUUCUCUGGUCUGUGGCCUGAUCUGGCUGCUGGCCACCAUUAUGGCUGCACCCUACCUCGCCAGUGGACACCUGAAAGAAGAACAAACAAAGCUUCACUGCAUGGAAACUGGCAAGCAUGACACGGCCCUGUUUGUCAUAGAGACCACCGCUGGUUUCAUUUUGCCCAUAUUGGUGUUCUUAGGGAGCAAUUUGGUCGUACUGGUCAACAUUCGCAGGGCUGUGCCCUCAACAUCAAUAUCCUCCUGCGCUUCAAAUUCCAGCAGGAUUGCCAAAAUAUACCAGGUGCUCUUCUUCACCAUGCUGUUAUUCGUCACUUGUUGGAUCCCUUACUUCCUCUGUCGCUUCCUGCGGACUCUGGCGAAAGGACAACCGGAUCACGCCACACUCUACAGCCGAGCCAACAAAGGAACGUACAUCUCUUUGUACCUGGUGUACGUCAAGAGUGCGCUCAACCCUGUACUGUAUGCACUGGUGGCUCGCGGCCUGGGGAAGGCCGUCAAGGCCUCACUGGUUUCCACAAUGGAGCGGCUCUUCAACGACGACUCCGUGGAGUCCGUGCAAAGGAAGUUGUCGAGGACUCCAAGGUGCAGCAGAGAUGAACGUGUUUGACCAGGUUUUUUCUUACAAAGAAAACAGCAAAACAAAGUUGGGAACCAGAAUUAUUGAAUUUACGAUAAACGGUUUAAUUUUAAAUCAACGCAGAAGGUUUUGAUGAUUUAUUAUAACAAUCUCCCUCUGUGAUCGUAGUCGCGCCACAUUCUUGAGCCAGGGCACACUUGUACCCGAAUCGAAGGGAUCGAGACCAACUGAGAAGGAUGUUGAGGCAUCUGGCUCAGGUGUCGCAUGGACAUGAGACUGAAUAUAUAGCAUCUUUUCCGUGAGACUAAGUCAGUAUCUGUUGCAACUGGCUGAUGAAUAUGUCAUAGGUAACCAAAAGUUGAAGGUGACUUUAAACCUCUGCUCCUGAAAGUGAAUGUUUUGGCAAAGCUCAACAUAGAAGCUGGGUUUAAAGGUUAAGUGAAUGAGCGUCGGAGCAUCAUCCUGAAGUCGUAUACUGGUUUAUGGUCGCAACAGAAGCAACUGCCAAGACAGGAAGGCUAAACAAAGGCAUCCAUUUUGUCAUGGUUUAAGAAAUCAACUGUUCUUCUCACCUCCAGCUGGUCAGCAGGUGAAUGAGGUAGGUGAACUCUUGGCUUUCUCGGCAAAAGGAAACCUUCAUGUUAUUUGAACAUAAGUAAGACUCAUCUGUAUUACAUUGACUUGUAAAUACUGUGUUUUGGGCCAAGAGGGGAAUUUAUCAGGGGAUUUUGAGUUUUUUUUUUUAUUAAAUACAUAUAUCAAAAUCAUUUAUGUUCUGCUUG
Molecule: messenger RNA, 1924 nt
Organism: Synchiropus splendidus (mandarinfish)
Lineage: Eukaryota; Metazoa; Chordata; Actinopteri; Syngnathiformes; Callionymidae
Product: C5a anaphylatoxin chemotactic receptor 1
Exons: 3
Coding region: 108-1172 (354 amino acids)
Biological process (GO): phospholipase C-activating G protein-coupled receptor signaling pathway; complement receptor mediated signaling pathway; positive regulation of cytosolic calcium ion concentration
Cellular component (GO): plasma membrane
Molecular function (GO): complement component C5a receptor activity; G protein-coupled receptor activity
Source: RefSeq, a predicted model, not a curated record